Messenger RNA from Funneliformis geosporum, 207 nucleotides. NCBI's taxonomy places the organism in Eukaryota, Fungi, Glomeromycota, Glomeromycetes, Glomerales, Glomeraceae. The record is from the annotation of a GenBank genome assembly.
AUGAAAGAUACAUUCUCAGAGUGCAUCCUUCAAUUUCAUUCCGAUGAAGUGGUCGCUAAUGAAUUAAAAGCAAUAUUUCAUUUGCUAAAUAUUUACAAUGACUUAAACACUAUGGCUUUAUAUUAUGUUACUUCAUCAUCAGAAUUGAAACACUUCAGAUUAUUGAUACUGAAGCCACAAGAAGUAUUGACACUCGUCAAUUAUUGA